CUCCCAAGUUUGGUCUACCGCACGCUUACCGAAAUAGCAUUUGUUGACUUUUAGACAUUACAUAAUGGGCGGAGGACACCACCACGCUCCUGCGGGGCCGGAGCCCAGCUGGGCUAAGCAGCUCGCACCGAAGUCGGGCCUUUGCCCCCCAGAGUUUCACUAUAACCGCGAAAUCUGGUAUCCUCAUGGUGGCUUCUACUGCGACCCCAAGGGCUGGCGGAAGAACACCCUGCUCACGCUCGGGGGUAUUGGCGUGCUGCUCUACAUGACCUUCUCCUACUCCACAGCGAACGAGGUCCGGCACAUGCCCCCCAAGGGCUGGAUUCCCAGCAUUAUGUGGAACUCCAACGUGCCGGACCCCGUGGACUUCCGUGGGCGCAAGCUGAACCGCGACGGGACGCUGCCGGAGGGCGAGAGCAGUGGCCAUGGCCACCACUAGACAUGCCGUGCCAUGGCGGUGCGCCGUGCAGACAACUAGCAGCUGCCGGAGCUGAGGCAGGCGCCCUGCCGGGCUGGCGCGGGGGAGAGCAGCACCUGCAGGAGGGCUUCAUUGGUUGCGGUGGCGUUUGACGGGGGCCUGCUGGGUCGUGUGGAGGGGCCGCGGCCAUGUCGUGGCAGCCGUUGGUGAUGUUCCAUUGUGUUAGACGAGGCGGGGCGGCAGCGCAUUGUCCUGCGGGGCCGCGGAGGAGAUUGCUAUCAAGGCUUAUAUCUGAUGGGGGAGACAGCAUAGGUAGUUUGGUGACUGAUGAGCCGGAGAGCAUGGGGUAAGUGCAGGCAGGAUCAUGUGUGAAGUGGGAAUUUAGGAAGGUUUCGCGCGCGAGGGUCCGGUAGCAAGGGGCUAUCUAUCAGCUCUCGCAGACUUCCAGGCGCACAGACAAAUGCGUCAUGUAACAUGAAAACGUG
This is a messenger RNA of Chlamydomonas reinhardtii, 903 nucleotides long. RefSeq lists its product as uncharacterized. The coding region runs from base 65 to 439 and encodes 124 amino acids. The record is from RefSeq and is a predicted model, not a curated record. NCBI's taxonomy places the organism in Eukaryota, Viridiplantae, Chlorophyta, Chlorophyceae, Chlamydomonadales, Chlamydomonadaceae. The transcript has 3 exons.